GUUGACAAACACUCGAAAAAAUCAAGUCUCUCCGAAUUUUCAAUUAAAAAUGUCAGAAAAUCCCCCAAAAAAGCCAAAAUUAGAAGAAAAUCUUGAAUUCGAGUGCAUUUUACCCGACAACUUAUUGAAACCAGUAGAGCUGAUUGAAGUUUUCGUCCUAAAUGUGCGCGACAAGAAACACAUCAAGCAAGCAUUUCAACUUCUCGCCGCUUUUCCAUACAAAGAUUUGAAUCAUCUGAAACGAGUAAAGGACUUGCAAGUAAUUUUCUGUGAAAAAAAUCAACUAAAGGACAUUCGAAGGACGUCAAAUGAGGAAAUUGAUGAAAAUAAAAGUGACUCAGAAUUUCUCGGAGAGUUCGUCAAACGACAAAAUUGGAGUGAAUGGUGUUCAGAGGAAGUUUCGCUCGUAAAAGUGCCCGCUUGUCAACCAAUUUUAAGAUGGCAAUAUGAAGAAGCUGCAAAAUUCUGGCCUUGUAAAUUCCACACGAAUGUCGAGAUGGAAAGACUUGCCUCGAAAAGUCCUUUUAUUGAGAAAGAAGCGGAAAUUCAUCGAGAUUUAAUGAAAUCUUUGCUUUAUUUGUCCCGUAGCCUUGAAGAAAUUGACGUCGGUAUCGCUGUAAAUCCUUUGACGAACAGAAUUGCUGCCAUUUCUCACGAUUUGACGAAUUUUCAUCCAAUUCUCCAUACUCCAAUGUCCUUAAUUGAUGCCAUUGCUCGUUCCCAAAACGGCGGAGCCUACAAAGAAACGAAAAAACCUCAUCCUGAAGACAAAAAUGACCUAAUUUUCAAAGGACUUCCUUCAAAUUUGGUCGAAAUCUUGUUAGAUUCUAAUCCAAAACUUCAAUUUGGAGCCACAAUUCCCAUAAAAGACAAAAUUUCCGACUCUGAAGUCCUCGUCGGAGAUAAUUUAGAGAAAUUUGGGCCUUAUUUAUGUACCGGAUACGAUAUUUACCUCACAAAAGAGCCUUGUUUCAUGUGCGGCAUGGCCUUACUUCACAGCAGAGUCAAACGAGUCUUCUUCGCACAUCCCACAAAAGACGGAUCUCUUCUCACAAAACUCAAAUUGCACACAGUUGAGGGCUUAAAUCACCAUUUCCAAGUUUUUCGACUGAAAAAUGACUCAUGACAAAUAAAAAUUACGCAAAAAAAAUUGUUUACUUGCAAAUUAUUUUGUCAAUUUAGCAAAUUUGACGAUAAGUAUCGAAAUAAAUUCAUUAAUUCGCGCUAAAAAAAAUAAAAGUAAAAUGUUUUAAUCAAAAAUAAUAAAAAAAAUCAAUUUGUAAUUGCAAGAAGAAUUUGACUGCGAUGUUAUCGGCAAUAUUUUUUAUUCUGUAGUGGUUUCGAUAAAAGGCAACACGAAACACUUUUAAUUGGGAUCAAUUAGU
Culicoides brevitarsis is the source of this 1385-nucleotide messenger RNA. Its product is annotated as probable inactive tRNA-specific adenosine deaminase-like protein 3. The record is from RefSeq and is a predicted model, not a curated record. Bases 50 to 1126 code for a protein of 358 amino acids. The transcript has a single exon. Lineage: Eukaryota; Metazoa; Arthropoda; Insecta; Diptera; Ceratopogonidae. Gene Ontology annotation, molecular function: tRNA-specific adenosine-34 deaminase activity. Gene Ontology annotation, cellular component: cytoplasm; nucleus. Gene Ontology annotation, biological process: tRNA wobble adenosine to inosine editing.